GAACAUCAUUUAGAGACGACGGAUGUAUCGGUGACAACUUCGAUGCAACAACGACAUGCCUCAACGAAAUUCGUGGUGCUCUUAAAGACGGCCCGUAUUUACGACGGGUUUAUCAAAACCGUUUGUCACAUUAAGAAAAGUAAUUGGAUAUCUUUUUACUCCGAGAGUUUGUCAGACAUUUACAAGAAUAAUCAAGCAGCAAUCAAGUAAAUUGUGAAUCACGAAAAUGGUUCGACCGUCAAAUCCGCGACUUAUGGCUCGCGUGCUAGAUGCAGUAGCAAAUCUUAGUGACACCAAAGGUUCAUCAGCUCAUGAAGUUCUCAGUUUUAUCCGUCAUAGCAACGUAUCGUCAAAAAAUUUGACACUGCAGGUACAUCGUGCUUUAAAGCAUGCAGUAAAUGCUGGACUUCUACGGCAGAGGAGUGGUCGUUAUAAAGCACUGGCUACUUUAAAUCCUAAUUCUGUCUCUAACCCUGCUAAGGAACCACCUGCUAAUAAGGAACCAACUAACAAUCAGAUAAACAAACAAAAAAAAUCGAAAUCCGAUGUAGAAACACCGAUUAGCGAUGUUGAAUCCUCUGAAACACAAGAGCGCAAGAAAAAAAUUACUCGACGACGAAAUAGUAGACAUCGUAAUACUAAAGUAAGGAGGAAAUCUCGACGUUCGCCAUACAUUAGACGAACCAAUGCCGCCCAGAAUCGAAAGCGACGACAACGAAAGCGCACAUACAAAGACGAUAAGGAGUUCGAGGAUCAUUCAUCCGGACAGGAUUUCUUGCAUAGAAGGAACGAUUCGCCUGUGCUAUUCAAUUGCAAAACGAAACGUUCAAGAGUAUCCAAGCGAGAGCUCGAGUCCGAUUUUUCUGAUGAAAGUGAAUGCGAUAGCGACGUGAGCCAAAAACGCGUUUUUCGAGCAAAGAAAUCACUGCAUCGAGAACCAAAACGUAAGGAGAUGCGCGCAAAAUCAAAGGAUAAAUCAGCAUCUCGAGCUCGAAAUCCGCAGCUGUUGCAACGAGCAGUGCAAUCGCGGCAGCAUUCGACCGAGGAGACCGAAAACGAUAGGCAGCAAUGUGACGAGAAUCAUGAGUUCACGGAACACAAUACCACACGUCAAGAAGUACACAAAGACAUCGAGAGAGUUCACGAAUCGAACAACAGCAACAGCGGCAGCACUCUGGAGAACUCGAGAGACUAAACACAGUCUUCUAAUUUUACUCCCAUUCUACACGUCUACUGAUACAUAAUCUUCUUUGGCGACUAUACAUCUGUCUAUCUUGUUUUCUAUUU
Molecule: messenger RNA, 1287 nt
Organism: Trachymyrmex cornetzi
Lineage: Eukaryota; Metazoa; Arthropoda; Insecta; Hymenoptera; Formicidae
Product: UPF0396 protein UM04995
Exons: 6
Coding region: 227-1195 (322 amino acids)
Biological process (GO): nucleosome assembly
Cellular component (GO): nucleosome
Molecular function (GO): DNA binding
Source: RefSeq, a predicted model, not a curated record